GUCUAUUUACAUAUACCAUCAAGUCACUGCAAGAAGAAAUUGUACUUUGUUAGUUGCAAGUUGGUAGUCAAAUCACUCUCCGUUGAAGCCGUGUUAGCCAGUAGUCUCACGUCAUUGGCUCCACACCGAAUUCCUAAAAAAGACAGCGAAGCUCAAGCUGCUAGGCUACCAGGAAACGGCCGCAGUCCCACUGGCUGUCCCGCUAUCAAUGAACCCGCCCUGGUCUACAGCUCAGUUCAACAUCACGGAGCUUGAACCAACGCUCAGCUCCUCCACGCCCAAACCUACCUACCAGAGCUGCCAAUCCGCUAUAUUUUGGGUCGUCCAAGAUGUCAUACUUCUUUGCGACACCCGUUGACAUCGAUGUCGUGCUUGAAGAUGCCGACGAACGGAACAUGGUCGACGUCAAGCUUGACAAGAAUCGACGCGAGAAGGCGCCGUUGUACAUGGAUGGCGAGUCGGUCAAGGGCGCAGUCACGGUUCGUCCUAAGGAUGGGAAGAGGUUAGAGCAUACUGGCAUCAAGGUGCAGUUCAUCGGCACGAUAGAAAUGUUCUUCGACCGCGGCAACCACUACGAGUUCCUCUCACUGAACCAAGAACUCGCGGCGCCGGGCGAGCUGCAACACCCUCAAACCUUCGACUUCAACUUCAAGAACGUCGAGAAACAAUACGAAUCCUACAACGGGAUCAAUGUCAAGCUGCGGUACUUCAUCAGAGUCACAGUCUCCCGUCGCAUGGCGGACGUGAUCCGCGAAAAGGAUAUCUGGGUGUACAGCUACCGGAUCCCGCCCGAGAUGAACAGCAGCAUCAAGAUGGACGUGGGCAUCGAGGACUGCCUGCACAUCGAGUUUGAGUAUAGCAAGAGCAAGUACCACCUUAAGGAUGUCAUCGUCGGCCGCAUUUACUUUCUGCUUGUCCGCCUCAAGAUUAAGCACAUGGAGCUGAGUAUUAUUCGGCGCGAGACGACGGGCGCGGCGCCCAAUCAGUAUAAUGAGAGUGAGACGUUGGUGCGCUUCGAGAUCAUGGAUGGCUCCCCCUCCCGCGGCGAGACCAUCCCUAUUCGCCUAUUCCUAGGCGGCUUCGACCUGACCCCGACCUUUCGCGACGUCAACAAGAAGUUCUCCACACGCUACUACCUCAGUCUAGUUCUGAUCGACGAGGACGCGCGGCGGUACUUCAAGCAGUCCGAGAUUAUCCUGUUCCGUCAGGCCCCAGACGCCAUCCAGAACAGCCAAACCGUGGUCUCGGUGCCGGAAUCGACGCGAACCAUGCCCGCUGUCGAGGCAUGAUGUCACAAAGUUGGUCGGUUUUGAUUUCUUGGAUCCCUGCUAAAGAGUCAUCAAUGAUCAUCACGGUAAAAGUCAGGUCAGGCCAGGCGGCGUUUGCACAUAGUUUUUAUACUCAGAUGAGUUUGUUUGAGCAUGGGUUGGCACGGCGUUUUAUGGUCUUAGAGCGCAGGAGAUCUAAGUAGUCUUGUCAGGGCAGCAGGGCAGUAUAUCAUCCAAUAAUAUUCUCACAUUUUUGGCCCUGUCCCUUUUGACCCUUUGGUCUAUGCACCCACGGCCUCGUCCAGCCUUGGGAAUUGACGCCCUGGAUCACCGUAGCCCAUUCCCGAUUGCCAGGCUGGGCUAGCUUAGGCUUGCCUUUCCUUUCAGAGCUCGUAACAACCAUCGAUGCGGUA
Messenger RNA from Pseudomassariella vexata, 1681 nucleotides. RefSeq names its product vacuolar protein sorting-associated protein 26-domain-containing protein. Gene Ontology annotation, cellular component: retromer complex; endosome. Gene Ontology annotation, biological process: retrograde transport, endosome to Golgi; intracellular protein transport. The record is from RefSeq and is a predicted model, not a curated record. Bases 330 to 1289 code for a protein of 319 amino acids. Lineage: Eukaryota; Fungi; Ascomycota; Sordariomycetes; Amphisphaeriales; Pseudomassariaceae. The transcript is spliced from 3 exons.